GAAGGAGUAAACUAAGAUUAUAUAUAUCUUCUGCUAGCCAAAAACAAGAAAGAAGAAAAGGAAAAAAGAAAACUUUGUCUCUUUCUAGGGUCAGAUUCAUUCUGUCAUCUUCAAAUUCAAGCUUGACAAGCUCGAAGUUAAUGGCUUUGGCAGACGGACUUUUUCUUUUGGGUUAUUGAAGUUCUUGUUAGGAUCUCUAUCUUUCUGUAAGCUUGGAAGGUUACGAAUUGAUUACUCGAAGAUAUUGGUGAAGACAUUUCGUAGUGCAAAUUGGUUAAUAUGGUGCCAAAACUAGAAGCUGUCAAAGGCGGUGGAGGAUCUAUCAGGGUUGGGACGACAGGGACAAUCAGUUCCCUGAUGACUAGGGAAUUAGAAUCCGUUAAAACUGUGCCUCAAACAGCAGGAUCUUCUCAGCAGAAGCCUGGAUCAGUUCCUGCUUCAGUUGCUGCUACUCCCAGAAGACACAGAAAAUCAUUGGAUGAAACUAGCAGCUGUACUGGUAAUUGUAGCAGCAUCGAAAUAACCAGGAAAAUGAAAAGCUACACGAGAAACACUCAUCGAAUCCCAAUGCUCGGGCCUGAUAAUAUUGCUUUUGAUAGAACUCCUAGCAGGGAGAAAAGUGACAAGAAAGGACCUAAUAUAGUUGAAAUUGUGGACAUAAAAUGUGGAAAUCCUGAUAGAGCAUGGGCUAGUCCUAUAACAAGCAAACUCAAGAAACUUGGAUUCUCAAAGCUUUCGGAAAGCAUUAUCUAAUUUCUCCGAUUUCAUUCUAUCAGAUUGCAGAAUGCUGUAACUUUUGCCUGAAAAAUUACUUGCUGACCGAUUUUUCCCAGAAAACUUCCACUGUAGAACACCAUGGUUAGUGAAGGCCUGUUAUUUCCUCAUUUUUCUUCUUUUCGGCUGUUAAAACCAAUCUUAUAGUUGGUUCGGAAUAACAGCUAGAGGAAGCUUUAUCUUCAAGGUGGAACUGAGGUUUCUGUAAACUUCUCUGAGUGUUUAUCUCAAACCCAUCAUGCCUCUGGUGCCAAAUCUGCUUAGGAGUUUGUGGAGCAUAUGUUCAUAAUCAAUCUCCAUAGUAAAUACCAGAUUAAUGCACGUUUUAUCUGGUUGCAAUCGAGGAGUUUCACGAACAAAGAGACAAUAGCUUUUGAUAGUUGUGGUCUUAUACCUACUGUUUUCACAUCAGUUCUGGACUUCAAGUUCUUGACUCAAGUGAAUAUCAUUUACAAUUUCUUGUU
This is a messenger RNA of Carica papaya (papaya), 1238 nucleotides long. Its product is annotated as hexon. Lineage: Eukaryota; Viridiplantae; Streptophyta; Magnoliopsida; Brassicales; Caricaceae. The record is from RefSeq and is a predicted model, not a curated record.